UUCCUGGUUCAUGGUGACAACGCCUCUCCAGUAUUACAGAGCUGGUUCCUGUGACGUUGAAGGCCACUUAUCCAGGAUCAUUGCUCACUGUCACUAGAAACCAAGUCUGAACCCAAAAGGCAUUGAAACAUUGUCACCACAUGCGCAUUCUGUAUCCAUUGCAUGCGUAUGGCCAAUCAGAAGAGACCUCGCGUACUUGACCCGGUCAUCCCAGUUGGAUGUGCGAACGCCAUGCAGAAAAGAAAGAAGAAGGGGACCCCACGAUCCAAUACCGGCUGUUCAACAUGCAGGUAUGUUUGUUGGCCAUCCCAUAUGAAUAUUCGGCUUCAUCCUUAGUCACUGAUUACUUUACUUUGCGCCAGGACCAGGAGGUUGAAAUGCGGUGAGGAGCGACCGAGAUGCAAUAGGUGUGCUCGAGCUGGCCUUCAAUGUGGCGGCUACGAACAUGUCAAAUCUGAUAAUUCACAUGGGUUCCACAUAUUUGCCCUACGGCCAAACGAUCCUCCAACCGAAUCGGUGCCCACGAACGCCCAUAGAAGAAUACAAAAGGCGAUAGGGGAUCGCUUCCUAACAAGUCGGGUUAGAAACCAACCAGUGUGUAAAAUAUGUUGGUAAAUGAUCCAUGAAACCAUCUUUUCUCAUAUUAAAAAAGGCUAACCCCUGAAAAGGCAGCAUGUAAGUUCGAGAGCUUCAGGUGCUUUCAUCGAGCUUGAUUCAGCAUCGAAGUGUUGGAGGUGUGGACGCUACAGUCUUUCCUCAAAAUCUCCAAGUCCUACGGAAAUCAUUCCAUUUCGACUCCCUGGAAAUGACACCGAGAGAGAAAUCUUCCAUCACUUCAUUGUCGAGACCAUCCCAGAUUGCAGCGCAUAUACAAGCACCGUUUUCUGGAAUGAUAUAGUGCUCCCCCAUUGCCACGAAGAGGAUGUAGCGCGUUCUUGUACUUUGGCUCUGGGUGCUGUUCAUCGAGAGGUUGCUAUACGUGCCCAGGAUCCUCAGGGAUAUGUGCCGAACCAAAGCUAUAUGCUGCAAUACAAUAAAGCACUUACACUCGUCCAGAAAUAUCUGGCCAAAGAACCAAAUCCAUGCAUGGAGACUGUCAUGUCCUGCUGUUCCCUCUUCUAUGCCAUUGAAAUUGCCCGAGGGGACUACGCAGCAGCUCAUCGGCAUGCAAGAGCAGGGGUUGCAAUUCUCCAGGAAUGGCAUCAAAGGGCCAAGAAGCAAUCGAGCUCAAAUAAGAAUUUUCGCCAACUCGACGAAGUACAGAGACUCAUGGAAGACUUCGCUGGAUUGGAUGUGUCGAUGAGUUUCAGCACCAAUUUUACCGAGGGACAUUUUGUCUUGACGACAGCCGAAGAACGAGCCGGUGAGGUCCCACUGUGGCCAAUAACAUACAGUGGAGUGGAUGAGGCCUGGGUGAAAUGCAAUAAGUUGAUGAAUUGGGGGUGUCAUUUGCUUGGCACUUUGUUGAGAUCUCAAGCCAGGUCCAUAAAUGAGCUUCCUCCAAAUUUGUUCAUUGAGAUGCAAAUUUUGCGCGAUGAAGUGGUUCGCUGCAAUCCUCUAUUCUUGUCUACAAUAGAGAUGGAAAACUCAAGGGCGGCCGCGUCUAGUACUGCGACUGGGUGUGUGUCAAGGGCAUAUAUCCUGAACAUCUCAUUCCAGUCCUUCGAGCUAGUCUUUCGAACGUCCAUCUCUGGCUUUCUUCCUGGCAUGUCUGAUGCCGAUAUGUGCAAACAGUCGGAGAGCAUCAUAGCCAUGGUUUCGGUUAUGACGAAUGGUUUGGAGUCAGGGAAAAAUGUCAUUUUGAAAAUGACACCGUUUCUGUUCUUGGAGACUGCUGUUGGAGCUCUUAGUCUUGUUCGUAUGGUGUGCAAAGAUGAGGUGGUGCGCCAAAAGGCUCUUGGGCUGUUGGAUAUAUGGUCGGCCAGGGGAAGUGAUCUAAUUGGAGAGGGAACCGAUGCUGUGAUCGAAGCGGCAAAGGAGGUUACAAGGCCUGAAACGUUUGGAGGUAGAGCAUCGUCGAGCCUUCCAAAGACGCAGAGCAUUGAUGAAGAUUCUGCGGAGAUCUUUCAGCAAGAUACAGGAAACAUACCUACCCAGUAUUUGAAAAUUCUAUAGGUAUUGAAUGGUGAUGUGGGGAGCUUGAAUAACGAGAAGGGAGCCUCCAGGAUGUUUCCGUAUGAUCCCUCAGGUUUUCACAACACCGAAGAAAAAGCUACAACUCAAACCAUGACUAGUGAGCGCGUAUCACCAAUUUCACCAGCAGUGUGGGGGGUGUCACAAUAGCGGCCGGUGCCAAAUCCUUCGCUCUCAGCCACGAUUUGUAUACUGGCCAACGAUCAAAUGGAAACGCUGCUCAUGUUCCCGCAAUGGUGAUCGUCUUGAAGCAGGAUGUGGUCUAG
Molecule: messenger RNA, 2399 nt
Organism: Hymenoscyphus albidus
Lineage: Eukaryota; Fungi; Ascomycota; Leotiomycetes; Helotiales; Helotiaceae
Source: the annotation of a GenBank genome assembly